Miniopterus natalensis is the source of this 2177-nucleotide messenger RNA. NCBI's taxonomy places the organism in Eukaryota, Metazoa, Chordata, Mammalia, Chiroptera, Miniopteridae. The record is from RefSeq and is a predicted model, not a curated record.
ACCUGCUCAAUGACAGGUGGUGUGUUCCCCAGCUGCCCUGUCACUCUCAGCAGCACACGCUGCUCUGGACGCCGGUGCUCUGAGCGCAGCCAUGAGUGCUCCAGUGUGCUGCAUGCCCCCUCCCCCCGUGCGGGGUCUCCCCCAACUAGGGAUACUCAGUCCUGUACUCUGGGUGGAGGUUGUGUGUCCCCUUGCCCUGGUGCUCUGACGUGGUCUGUGUGUUUGGGUUUCAGGCGGGCGCACACCCUGACCGUGCUCUUCAUCCUGACCUGCGUGCUUGGCUACGUGACUCUGCUGGAAGAGACCCCUCAGGACACGGCCUACAACACCAAGAGAGGUAUUGUGGCCAGUAUUUUGGUUUUCUUAUGUUUUGGAGUCACACAAGCUAAAGACGGGCCAUUUUCCAGACCUCAUCCAGCCUACUGGAGGUUUUGGCUGUGCGUCAGCGUGGUCUACGAGCUGUUCCUCAUCUUCAUACUCUUCCAGACUGUCCAGGAUGGCCGCCAGUUUCUGAAGUAUGUUGACCCCAGGCUGGGGGUCCCGCUGCCAGAGAGGGACUACGGGGGGAACUGCCUCAUCUAUGACCCAGACAACGAGACGGACCCCUUCCACAACGUCUGGGACAAGCUUGAUGGCUUCGUGCCUGCGCACUUUAUUGGCUGGUACCUGAAGACCCUGAUGAUCCGAGACUGGUGGACGUGCACGAUCGUGAGCGUGAUGUUCGAGUUCCUGGAGUACAGUCUGGAGCACCAGCUGCCCAACUUCAGCGAGUGCUGGUGGGACCACUGGAUCAUGGACGUGCUGGUCUGCAACGGGCUGGGCAUCUACUGCGGCAUGAAGACCCUUGAGUGGCUGUCUCUGAAGACGUAUAAGUGGCAGGGCCUCUGGAACAUUCCAACCUACAAGGGCAAGAUGAAGCGGAUCGCCUUCCAGUUCACGCCCUACAGCUGGGUCCGCUUCGAGUGGAAGCCCGCCUCCAGCCUGCGCCGCUGGCUGGCCGUGUGCGGCAUUAUCCUGGUGUUUUUGUUGGCAGAACUGAACACAUUCUACCUGAAGUUCGUGCUGUGGCUGCCCCCGGAGCACUACCUGGUCCUGCUGCGGCUGGUGUUCUUUGUGAACGUGGGCGGUGUAGCCAUGCGUGAGAUCUACGACUUCAUGGACGACCCGAAGCCUCACAAGAAGCUGGGCCAGCAGGCCUGGCUGGUGGCCGCUAUCACUGCCACGGAGUUGCUCAUCGUGGUCAAGUACGACCCGCACACGCUCACGCUAUCCCUGCCCUUCUACAUCGCCCAGUGCUGGACGCUCGGCUCCGUGCUUGUGCUCACCUGGACUGUCUGGCGUUUCUUCCUGCGGGACAUCACCCUGCGGUACAAGGAGACCCGGCGGCAGAAGCAGCAGAGCAACAGUGACCAGGGAGACACUGCCGACAAUAUGGACAGGCACCCACCUGGGCCGGACACCCCCUCGGGGCCUGUGGAGGCCGAGAGGGAGAGGGCACCGGCUCUGAACUGACCUGUCCCUCACGACUGCCCAGGACACAGGCCUCGUCCCUUCCUCCUCUGAUUCCUGCCAGGAACCUCUGACAGGCCUCUCUUUCCUCCAACACUCAGCGACGCUCUAGAGGGGGCGUGGAGGAGGCGCCCUCCAGCAGGGCUGUGUGUGUGCGUGGGGGGGGAUGCAUGUGGCGUGUGUGUGUCGUGUGUGUGGCAUGUGUGCGUGUACACUUCUGUGCUCUGUGUUCCUGGCUCUGGAGGGUUCUCAGGCUGGCAGAUGUGGCUGGGGGUCACCCUGGGGCAGUGGUCCCCGUUCUGUUGGUCAGUCCACAGGCCUCUAGGCCACACGGAGCCCUAGUGCCCAGACGGCCUGGCCCUUAUCUCCUCUGGCCCCCAGUCCAACCCUGGCCCAACAUGUUACUGACAAGGGUCCACCAACUCCCGAGAUGGCCAAGACGGGUGUAUCCGAAUUGCAGCCCUGAGCCGUUUCCUCGGGAACCUUCCUCCAACCCAGCUAACCCAGAGGGCAUGAGGGGGGCGCGGGCAGGUCUUCAGGGAGGCAUUGGGUGAGACACUCCAAGGCCCUGUGCCCAUGGUUGGAAGGAGGGGUCCUGGGGUCUCUGGCCCCAAGUUGAUGGUCAUCUCCGUGAGCAAACAGAACAAAUAAAUCGGCAAUGGUCUGAA